AUGUGCUUUAGCAGUGAUAAUUAGAGCAAUCCAGUAGAGUGCAAAGAAGGUGUAAUGUAACUGUUGUAUGUUUGGAAACAUACGUUUUAACUAUAAUUCAGUCACUUGGAAUUGAAUUUUGAUACUGAGAUAGGAUUUUCAACAUGAUACAGACGAACUGAAGCGUCGAAAGUUUUAAUUUUCUGCCUGCGUCAAGUUGAACAUGGUUUGCAAAGAAGGAGUUGUUAUAUGGUUUAGGGGCCUGCAGGGAGGCGAGCGAAUUGACCUAAUGUGUAGUUUGUUAGACUGUUGUGUACCGCUGGAGCUUCGAUUCCUUGGUACAUAUAUCGAGUUUGCGGCUAGUAAACAUUAUUCGAAUCUGCAGAAAUAUGAGAAAACGGUGAACGAAAGUUCUUUUGGUGAGCUUAGGGACCUUUACGAUGAAAAGAUUAGGCGAAAGUUUCUUAUCUACCUCGCACUUUUGUAUUCUUAUAAUAAAAAAGCUGCUACUGAUAUGUUCAAAUUUUUAGAAGAUUUUGAAUUACCUAGUGAAAAACCAAACUCAAAAGACGAUAAUUUAUCAUUGAAUGGAGUAUCUUGUACUGACGAGGAGACUAGCUUGGACGAAAUCAAGUUGCUGUUGUCGAUGGCCUCCUACCACCCAGCGUUUACGUUUCACCAAAAACAGACCCUCCGGAAUAAACUAGAUUUUCCACAAAAGCCAACUGUGCCGGCAAGCACAGUCCAGCAAAAAGAGACACCUUCUGAAUCAAUAAAGAAAAGUCCACAGAUAUGUUCUAAUCUUAGCGAACUUGUUUAUGUCAGAAAUGACAUUUCAAACCUUUCAUUGUCAAGUGGUAGCCAAUCUGCAACAAGACUGGCAUCACCACUGGAUAAUCGAUUGCCAAACCGGUAUCAAGCCGUUCCCUUUGCUCCUUUAUUCUCGCAAGCACCAGCAAUGCAUAGCACUCCAUUUCAAAGCAUUCCAGUAUGUAAUAUUGGCAGCAUGCACGCAAUACCUGGAUCGAUCACUGUUUACCCGACGAACCCCCAUACUCAAGUAACACCAACUUUACAACCAAUGUUAGUUAAGCCAACAUCAGUUGGUAAAACUGGGGGGUUGGCUCAAGGUCCUAAUGGAGUCAUUCAUACAAUUUACCCAGCACCAGUUUUCGCGAAUCCUAUCCCGACGUCGUCUUCUGUGGUCACGUGUACACCAAGUGAAUACCGGUUUGCUAGCGCACCGAUCCCGGUUCGCCCAACCAGAAUGUACGGACCUGUCAAUCAACCGACCUUCAAUCCAAUCCAACAGCAGCAUCAACAACAGAUGUCUUUUAGCUUUGGCAUGUCACCGUACCAAUCCCCUAUGGACUCCCCGCUGACCUCCCCAUUCACGUCACCCUCGCCAUCUCCAAAGUCAUCCCCUUUGCCAUCUCCUAGAUUAUCACCUUUUCCGUCUCCUGUUGAAAGUCCGAUGUUUCGAAAAAAGUUCGGCGGCGAUCGACUGUCAGGAAGACGGAGCUCAGAUCAAUAUGCGUCGGUAUAUGAUUGGUUAAGGAGCCUUCGUUUACACAAAUAUUCAGAAACGUUUAAAGAUUAUACAUUUGACCAAAUGAAAGAUCUGAAGGAUGAUGACCUUGCCAGACUUGGCCUAACUCAAGGUGCAAGGAAGAAGUUCAGAUUAAACAUCAACGCCCUCAUUGAUAAGGGCUUCAAAGGCUUCGGUAUUCACACAAACAGCCUUUCGGAUUCGACAAAACCAGGGCAGACAAGUAACCAAUUGGAUACAGCCCCUCGAAGAAAAACAUCCAGCACCUCAGAUUCAAAGCCUGCUUCAGAUAGUACAUCAAGUGAUGCGAGAAGGCCAAGCUCAACCAGUACAGGCACGACCCCGAAAGACGCUAGCUACAAAUCAAAUUAUGCCCAAGAAAUGUCAGCAUUAAAAACUACGAGUCUGGAUAAAGACAGUUCUGGAAAGUAUGCCAUGGCGGGAGAAAGUGAUGAUGGAAGUCAAGGCACAUCGGAAAGUUUGGAAGACUUUCUUUCGGAUGACGAGGUUUUUAUGACCCGGCGGCCGACUGUUAUAGAAAAUAAAGACUGCCAAUUUCCCGUUGUUUCAUGUUACAAUUGUGGUUCAAAGGACCAUUUCGGAGAACAGUGCACGAAACAGACAAUGGAAGGCGAGACAUAUCAAAGAUACGGUUAUCGCCUGAAAUAUGAUGACGAGAGACUUAAAGACGAGAGAUGACACCGCAGUGCUCUAAAUAUAAUAUAUAUAAAGAGAACUAUUGUUGUUUUUAUAGGUUUGAAAUUUUUUAGGAUAUUAUCAAUGAUGAGUUUACUGUAGAAAGUGCAGCAAUUCCAAGAAUAGUGAAUAGUAUUUCAAAGUAUAUGAAAUAUGUGAAAAUCUCGUGAAUUUUAGAUAAUGAUAAAAUCUAUAAGCUUUGAAGGCCGGUGAGGAAGAGACUCUGCCUUCUCUGUACUUUCCCAUUUUUCUAUUUAGCUUUCAAUUUUGCAGAUAGAGUUUGACAAGGGAGGCUUCACACAUAUUAGUCGAUUGAUAAAUUUUUGUUUUGUUACGGUAUGCUGGCCUUCAAAUUCCUUGCAUAAAACUAGCAUUCUGAAUUCAGUUAAAGGGUUUUGAACUAAGAUCUUUUGCUGUCGCACCUUUCCAAAUGGUACCCUAAAAUGUCAUGGAUAGGAAUUCCCCAAUCGAUGUCACACAUGCAAAAAACAAGCUUUUAGAGUUUUGAAUAUAGUUGAAAUUCUUUCCAUAGUGUUUGUUAAAUUCCUGGAACACUACCAAGAACAAACACGACAAAUAAACGGAUUGAAAGAAUCUGUACGUAGAAAGAUCUAAGUUUCUAGGGACAACACUCUGUCCCUGGGAAAGUUUUAGGAUAAAAAGGCGACUUUUCAAGACCCAUUUUUCGCAAAGAUUGGAUGAGCUGGUAUAGUUCUUAAAAUUUUUAGAAUUGAGCAUGGAUUAAUGGUCGCCUUUUAGCAGUGCACUGAAAAACGAAAUUUCCCUGACUGUACUGUUAGAAAAAUUUAUUUAUUGUCAAAUUGUCGUAACCCCCUUUAUUUUUAAGCCCCUUUUGUCAAACCUACAAUGCCUGCCAAAAAUACUUGAACACCCAGCAAUUUACGCUGCAUUUGAUAUCUUUCAUUCCUUUCAUGAAAAAAAUUGCUACUUCCACCCCCUUCCCCCUAAAACAAUGUCGAUAAUUUUGAGAAAUAUCAUGAAAGAAGCGCAAAAGAAAGUGCUUCCUAAAAUCCUAACCCGUUUGAUAGUAAACCAACAUUGUUCUGUAGGGGAGAGGGGGAUGGUUGAUUUUGACCUUGGAAAUUGACGUCAGUGUUCCAAGACUUUUGGCAGGCAUUGUAGCUCUAUUCUACAGAUCACUGAAUCCCUGUUUUGAAGCAUACUCUGCCCCCCCCCCCCCUUAAACAAAUUCUUAUGUCCCAGUUUUGUUCUUCUAUGUUCCGUGUCACCGUUUUUGUUCCACCCAUAGGCUCCCAAGGACAUUGAUCUCAAUCGUUUAGAACGGUGACUAGAUUUAUAGUAAGGUGAUAGCUCUUGCUCGUAACAUUGCUGCUCUUGUAAGUGUUUUACAGUUUUAGAUGGAGCUUUUCAUGGACGAUGUAGAUCGUUUUGAUAGGAAGAAAUACGGUUUUAUAAACAUGGUGGUUAAAGUAAUGUGUUUAUUUGUUGGUCUAAAGCUUUAGGGGUGAAUUAGUAUUGGAUAUUUUGCAAUUACCUGCAGUCUUGGUCGUCAGUUCUUUUGCUGGAAAAACUGCAUCCGUUAUGUUCGUAACCUUAGAGAACGUCUUUGAAAAAUAAAAUCUAUUCGAAGCACACUCGUACAAAUGUUUCCAAGUUGUUCUGGUAUUUAGGAUGGUCUCUCUUAUUCUUCAAAACCACAGCUUGCCCUUUUAUGGGUUUCUUUGCAUUCCCAAUUGAAUAUCCAGUUCCCUCUGUUUUAGGAUACUUAUUACAAGCAAAUAUGAGGACACUUAUUCGUUCUAUAGUUAAAGCUUGCAAAAGUAGGGGACAUCGCAGUCCUGCUGCUACUAUGCUAUGUAUCCCCCCUUUCUAGUUAAGAGGAUUCCGGAAAUUUGUGUCAGUUUCACGUAUUACCCCGUACUUGAUAUGUUAAAAUGCAGAAAAUCCCUACAGGACUCAUGACUGUCUUGCAGGAUAGCUUCUCUCCGGCUCGUGUGGCCAAUUAGAAACUUUUUAAUUAUAUUGUACCAUAUGUUCAAUUUAGAAUUGGUGUUUAAAAUUUAUAGAUGUAUUGA
Messenger RNA from Rhopilema esculentum, 4281 nucleotides. RefSeq lists its product as uncharacterized. The record is from RefSeq and is a predicted model, not a curated record. Gene Ontology annotation, molecular function: protein binding; nucleic acid binding; zinc ion binding. NCBI's taxonomy places the organism in Eukaryota, Metazoa, Cnidaria, Scyphozoa, Rhizostomeae, Rhizostomatidae.